UGAAUGUGAUUACGGGUUAGGGUUUCGACGUUUUAUUGUGAAAGAACUCGCAGCGGAAGCUGCAUUGUUGUUAGCGGAAACGAAGCCAGCUAGUGGUUAGCAUUGGCUAAACGACCGAAUGUAUAUUAACUUUGUUCAGUGCAGCGCUGAUGAGGGAAAAUGAUGAGGAUACGUGAUGAGGAGACCCUCUUUAGCGAGGACAGCAAACUGGCCAUCGGGACCCUUGGUGAUGCCGGACUUGAAGAUGACACGAGACCCUUGUCAGGUCUAUGGCGGCUGGAGGAUGCCCAAUUCAUGGAGGCCGUGGAGUCCAGCGACGACGAACUUGGCCGCCUUGACAUCGACCUGGACAGGAAGUCGAGACGGCACAAUCUGACGUCGUGCAACGUGCGCGCCAUCCUGCACGAGGUGAUUACUGAUGAGCGCGUGGUGGCCAUGAUGAAAGCUGCCAUCCGAGACACUCAGGACAUGCCCAUGUUUGAGCCAAAAAUGACCCGAUCCAGACUGAAGACGGCGGUCCAGCAGGGACAGUGUCUCAGCUGGAGUUUGUCUGCAGAAAAGACCUUGCCGCAACCUCACUUCCUCAACGUUGACCUUGAGGAAGACGAAGACUCAUCAGAUGAGGAGUACUGUCCAGACGAGGAAGAUGAGGACACGGCUGAAGAGUCUUUCCUCAGUGAUGGUGACAUCAUUUCCCCUCCCAAAGUUGAACAGUCCAAAAUGCUGCUUGAAGGCCUGCAGUGUUCCCCAAGACACUUGACGUCCACUCCUCAAUACGACUUCCCGGACGCCUGCGGCCCCUCCUUCCUGGAGAGACUGAACGCUGUGGAGGAGGAGCUAGACUGCGGUCCCGCCUAUACGACUUUUUCGUCCCACAGGACCGAGGAGGAAGACGAAGGCUCCAGCGGUCUGGCUUUCCGCACACGCUCCAAACUUCGCCUGGUGAAUGUUCCUCUAGAGCAGUUGGAGGCAGAGCUUCUCGCCCCCGAUAUCACAGCAGACAUGUAUGAGCAAAGCCCUCCGCAGCAGGAGGAAGACCGCCACUGGACGCGCUGGCUGCACAGCCUCAUGGCCCCAGACAGUGAAGAGGAUGCAGACGAUGACGACGAUCCGGAGUACAACUUCCUCGAUGACCUGGAUGAACCCGAUUUGGAGGACUACAGGACAGACCGGGCGGUACAGAUCACCAAGAGAGAGGUGAAUGAGCUGCUGGAGGAGCUCUUCGACACGCUCCAGGAGCAGAAACCAGCUGAGGAAGAGGAGGAGCCGCCAGCUGAAGAGGAGGAGUCAGAGACUGGACCCAAAUUUAAUGUCCCUCAGGCUUUGUGCUUUGAGCCACCGUUAGCUGGCAUGCUAACAGAGCGACGACGGGCAGUCCGGGAGCAGUACCAAGCUCUGCAGCACAAGAGAGCCCUGCAGGACACCACCAAUCACCCUAACGACAAGAUGAGGGACACACCAACCCCACAGUCCACCUGGGUGCUUCAGAGCCAAGUCUACCCCAGCCUCCACUUGGACUCUCGCCAAAAACAGCAACUCCAACAGCAAAUCCAGCAGCAUGUGCAGCUGCUGACGGAAGUUCAUCUGCUAUGUCGUGGUGUCAGCGUUAUGCAACACGAAGAGUCCGUCACCAAGCACUUCUUGGAGGAGCUGCAGCGCUUUGCCCUGCGUCAGGAGCAGCUGUUCCAUGCCACUUCUUUUCGAGCGUGCAACCUGCAAGGAGCGCUGGACCUACUUCAGGAAGUGGAGCAGCAAGUUGACGUGCCGCAUCCCCCGCCGGCUCCACCCGCCACGUCCAAACGCUUGCUUCCCAAGAUGACCCCGUCGUCCACCCCCGGCCGCACCUUCCAUGUACUGCCCUCUGACACCGCCUGGCUUUUUGCAACCCGACCGGUCUUCCUCUAUCCACAACUACUUCCUGUUUGCAGCCUGGAUCCCGCCCAGCACACCUCGCCUUAUCGGAGUACUUUUACCGCAGGAGAAGAUGGGCUGAUUGUUUUGGCUUUGAAACACUUUGAGGGAAGCGUGCAGCCAGACCAUCUGAUCAGCUCCCACUUGCUGUGCAAGAGCGCGUGGAACCUGAGGAAGCACAUUCGGGAGAUGAGCAGCUCAAGAGCGCGAUGUGGCAACGUCAUCAAGACGUUUGUAACAGAGCACGUUGUCCCCGCCCUGCCACUGGCCUGUGGAAGAGUACAGCUUGGGGAUCAGCGGCCCCCAGUGGAAAGAGACCCCUCUAUCAUGCCAACUUGGCUGAAGAACAGCCAAGAGAUCAUCCAGAAGACAAAGCUGAACACCUUUCCCCCACGUUAUCCACCAUCCCUUCCCAGAGGCUGCACCCUUAGACUUUACCCCACUCGGGUCAAACAGUACUCCCCCCGAGCUGCCCCUUCCCACAAACGCCUUUUUACGUUGGCCCACAAUGGAUCCCUGCAGCCGAUCUGCCCAGCAGAAGGUCAGGGGGUUGGAGCGGCGAGGAGGCUCCCUCUCCAUUCCUCUCUGUCUACAACCUCAGUUGUUCCUUGCCCAGCUGCUCCACUCAAGGCAAGCUACAUCAUCAUCCAAAGGGAGCAGGCUUUGGAGAAACAUCUCUACAGUCUGCCCCGCGUGGAGCAAGAGGCAGCAGAGGGGCAGCAUCACGUCCAUCUCAUGGCCGGGACGCAAGUGGACACGGCUUCACUGGUAAUGUGUGCACUCCAUCCCACACACAACGAUGCCAAGUGGGAAUCGGGUGGAGAGGAAGGAAGACAAGAUGGAGGACAGGGGGGAGACCAGGGCGGGGAAGGUCAGGGCGGGGAAGGUCGGGGCGAGGAUGGCGAAGGGAAAGAAACAGGGGAAGGAGAGGAUGACAACGUGGGAGGACAGGGGGGCCACGGGGGAGGGAAAGAGGAAGGUCAAGGGGACGACGAUGAGGAGGAGGGAGAGGAGGACGAAGGGCAGGGAGGACGAGACCGAGAGAAGGACGACGAUCAAGAGAGGCAAGAGGAGGACGAGGAGGACGACGAAGACUUUGAUGACCUCACGCAAGAUGAAGACGAGGAGGAAGUGAUGUCAUCUGCAUCAGAGGAGUCCGUUCUGUCCGUUCCAGAGUUGCAGGAGACAAUGAAGCAGUUGACCUGGCUGGCGUCAAAAAGGAGGGAUGUCGCUGACGUAGAGUCCGAAGAAGAUCACUCGCCAACUUCGCCUGGAUCGCAGGAGGAAGAGGAGGAAGAGGAGGAGGGCCCUAAAGGGGAGGAGCUGGGGGAGGGGUCAAGCAGUAAGGUAUCAGAGGACGAUGAGCCACCGACCUUUGAGGAAACACCGCGGGGGGGAGGACGAGGAGCAGGAGGUAGACGAGGAAGAGCAGGCCGGAGUCGUCCUCUUCGAGGUCUCAGGCGAGGUCGUCAAGAGCGCCACAGUAAAGACGCCACUAAACUGUCACUGCUUUACGAUGAAAACAUCCUGGAUAACGACCCCCAGCGGGACAGCAAAGACUUGGCCUUCGCUCAGAGUUACCUCAGCAGGGUCAGCCAAGCUCUGCGCGACGUCCCGGAAAAGAUGGAGGAGUUUGUGUCUCUGCUGAACGAGCUCGGGCAACUGGAAGGACAGGAAGUCCUCAGCGUCUUCAGGAAGCUGCGCUGCAUCCUGGGAAGCCAAACGGAAUUAAUGCGCGACUUUGCUGCCUUUCUACAUCCUGAGCAGGCAUUGGAGUGCGGACUGUUCCAAGAGCAACAAGCCUUCGAGCGCAGUCGGCGUUUCUUGCGACAACUGGAGAUAACUUUUGGAGAUAAUCCGUCUCAUUACAAUAAGAUCAUCAAGGCUCUGCAGCCUGGAACUGACCUGAGCCCGGCCAGCAUCAACGAGCUCAAGGCUCAGAUGGGAUCGUUGCUCAAAGGACACACUCACCUACAAGCGGAAUUCUGGGUGUUUUUCGACGAGCUCCGCCCACCACCAGCUCGCCCGGGACAAUUUGAAGAAGCCCAUUGGCCGGAGGAGGUGAGCGGUGCCCCGGAUGGAGGGGAGGGCUUCGGCAGCCCGAACGGGGGCGUGGCCCAUGGUUUUGAGGAAGUUACCUUACCUGAUCUGGAAGAGGACGGACCAAAGGUCCAACCAAUGGCAAGCCGGCGCCAGAGGCGUAAGAUUGAUCCCCGCAGAAGUUACAAGGAGUCGGACUGGUCCCACCAAGACAAGAGUUGCCUGUGCCGCGACUCGAAGAGCCGCAGACGUCGCCGGAGAGGAUGCUCCCGCUGCCUGGGCGACAAGGGCUCAUGCGGCGUGUCCCGGGCUGCGAAGAGUCUGGGCCCUUUGUACCCAACGGUAGGCUCCACCCCCAAAGAAAGCGUCGAGACAAAGGUGGACGGCAGCGCGGUUCCCAGCCCGCCGGCGUGGGAAGGAUCCUUCCCGCCAGCGGAGAGGGAUGACUUCGGCGAAGAUCAAGCGGAGACCGGCCACAAGACCGAGUCGCCGCCUGCGAAGAGGAAGAGAGAUGAAGACCUACAUCCCCUUUGUGAUCCCGCCACCACCUGUGUCGCUCCGUCACCCGCAGACGUUCCCGUGUGUGCCAAGAACAUCUCUCUGACGCCGAGCGGGGAGAAGGUGAUCCUGUGGACCAGGGAAGCAGAUCGGGUGAUUCUGACGGCGUGUCAGCAGGAAGGAGCCAAUCAGAGCACUUUCCAGAGCAUCUCCAGUCUGCUCGGCAACAAGACUCCAAGCGAGGUCUCCCGCAGAUUCCGGGACUUAAUGUGCCUCUUUCAGAGCGCCGCUCGCCAGGCCAGCUCGGAGGACGAGGCUCCGCCCACCGAGUCCCAAGCCAAUGAAGACUGAGAAUGAUUUUGUAGUAUUUAUCUUUGCGUCUGUAAAUAUGUGUUCGCUAUUAAAACAUUGAUGGAUCUUUUUGAAAACA
Nerophis ophidion (straightnose pipefish) is the source of this 4879-nucleotide messenger RNA. RefSeq names its product gon-4 like b (gene gon4lb). Gene Ontology annotation, molecular function: transcription coregulator activity. Lineage: Eukaryota; Metazoa; Chordata; Actinopteri; Syngnathiformes; Syngnathidae. Gene Ontology annotation, cellular component: nucleus. The coding region runs from base 160 to 4800 and encodes 1546 amino acids. Gene Ontology annotation, biological process: regulation of DNA-templated transcription. The transcript is spliced from 29 exons. The record is from RefSeq and is a predicted model, not a curated record.